Messenger RNA from Exaiptasia diaphana, 842 nucleotides. RefSeq lists its product as uncharacterized. The transcript has a single exon. Lineage: Eukaryota; Metazoa; Cnidaria; Anthozoa; Actiniaria; Aiptasiidae. The record is from RefSeq and is a predicted model, not a curated record. The coding region runs from base 45 to 791 and encodes 248 amino acids.
GAGGUUUGAASCAAUCGCUUCCCAAAUCAUGUUUUAUCAAAACCAUGAAAGCCGAGGAAGAAGAGGACCGUCAAUGCCAUCAAUUAACUACAUCAAAGAAAAACCUUACUGUGAAAGACAUUUAUGACAUUGAACAAGCUACUAUAGGCCAAGSUGAAAAUGCAAAUUGGCAUGCUUUUCCUAAAGGCCGGAUAACUGCCUCAAUAUUCCACAGAGUAUUUACAAGGGCAGAGACAUUGAAGGAAAAAGGGGGGGAUGCAUCAAAUUUAGUCGCACAAAUUUUGGGCAAAAACUCCCCUCCUGAAAACACUCCUGCCUUAAAAUACGGACGAGAAAUGGAGCCUGUAGCAAAGGAGAAAUACUUGGWUCUAUUUAAAAGCCAACAUACUGAUGUGAAUUACAGAGAGUGCGGCAUUUUUAUUGACAGCAAGCAUCAGUUCCUUGGUGCAUCACCAGAUUUGCUGGUUGACUGUUCGUGUUGUGGGCUAGGGUUGCUUGAGGUUAAAUGCCCCUAUUCUAUCGUAAAUCAAGAACCAAGUGAAGAGAACCUGCCCUACCUUGUUUCUAUUGAUGGAGUUACCCAACUUAAAAAGAGGACUCUGUACUACUCACAAAUACAARGACAAAUGGCAAUUAGUGGACGACAUUGGUGCCAUUUUCUUGUAUAUACAGCAAAAGGCUUGCACCUAGAACUCAUUCACUUUGAUGAAGGUUAUUGGAACACUAUCAGAGACAAUCUAGUCUGGUUUCAUGACAAUUAUCUUGUUCACUUGAAAGAAAUGAACAGGUAGAAUUUAUAUAUAUUUGUAUAUAUUUAAUUUUACUUUUUGAAUUAUAUUUGA